GGAAAAACGUCAGCUCACCAUCCUCGGCGUGGAGUGGUACAUCCCGCGUCUCCCCGUGGCGCUGCAGCGAAUAGCCUUGCCUGCAGAGCGAGGCGAGCGCAUCUGGCUCUGCCGGCUCUUCCUGGAUGGAGCAGGUUUAGUUGCCUGCGGCGGAGGUGCGAGCGGAGCGCGGCCGGCAUUGACAGAGCUGCAGCCAGCCAGCCAGCCGGAGCCGGGAGGGAACAGACAGCUCGGCGACUCGCCUGGCAGAAGGAAACCCCGCGCGUCCUCCAUUCUUUCCAAGGCUGCAGCAGCUGAGGCAUGGCCGGGCGAGGUCGGGGCUGGGCGCUCCUGCUGCUGCUGCUGGCGCUCUGCGGCGUGCUGGGCGCCUUUUCCCUGCAGGGCUCCGAGGCGGACCAACCUGAGGCGGCGGCGGCAGCGGGCGGCGGCGGAGAAGGCGCGGGUGGCGGCGCCGGCAGCAGCGGUGCCAACCGGCGGCGGCGCCUGAGCCAGGAAGACGGCAUCUCCUUCGAAUAUCACCGCUAUCAGGAGCUCCGGGAGGCGCUGGUGUCGGUGUGGCUGCAGUGCUUGUCCAUCAGCAGGAUCUACACGGUGGGCCGGAGCUUCGAGGGCAGGGAGCUGCUGGUCAUCGAGAUCUCCGACAACCCCGGCGAGCACGAGCCUGGAGAGCCAGAAUUCAAAUAUGUUGGAAAUAUGCAUGGCAAUGAAGCUGUUGGAAAAGAGCUUCUCAUUUUCUUGGCUCAGUACCUGUGCAAUGAAUAUCAAAAGGGAAAUGAAACUAUAAUCAACUUGAUCCACAGUACACGAAUCCAUAUCAUGCCAUCCUUAAAUCCCGAUGGCUUUGAGAAGGCAGCAUCACAGCCUGGUGAACUCAAAGAUUGGUUUGUUGGCCGAAGUAAUGCCCAGGGAAUAGACCUAAACCGAAAUUUCCCUGAUCUGGAUAGAAUAGUCUAUGUCAAUGAGAAAGAAGGUGGUCCAAAUAAUCACUUAUUGAAAAACCUGAAGAAAGCUGUGGAUCAAAACCCCAAGCUUGCACCUGAAACCAAAGCUGUGAUUCACUGGAUUAUGGAUAUUCCAUUUGUCCUUUCGGCCAACCUUCACGGUGGAGACCUUGUGGCAAACUACCCAUAUGAUGAGACUCGCACUGGUACUGCUCACGAAUACAGCUCCUGCCCAGACGAUGCUAUUUUCCAAAGCGUAGCACGAAGCUAUUCAUCCUUUAAUCCAGCCAUGUCUGAUCCAAAUAGGCCACCAUGUCGCAAGAAUGACGACGAUAGUAGCUUCAUAGAUGGAACAACCAAUGGGGGUGCCUGGUAUAGUGUUCCAGGAGGUAUGCAGGACUUCAAUUACCUGAGCAGCAAUUGUUUUGAAAUCACAGUGGAGCUUAGCUGUGAAAAAUUCCCUCCUGAAGAAACUCUGAAAAGUUAUUGGGAAGACAACAAGAAUUCACUUAUUACUUACAUUGAACAGAUACAUCGAGGAGCAAAGGGAUUUGUUAGAGAUCUUCAGGGCAAUCCCAUUGCUAAUGCGACCAUUUCUGUGGAAGGAAUAAACCAUGAUAUUACAUCAGCAAAGGAUGGUGAUUACUGGAGAUUGCUUGUACCUGGAAAUUAUAAACUGACAGCUUCAGCACCGGGUUAUCUAGCAAUAACUAAAAAAGUGGCUGUUCCCUUCAGUCCUGCCAUUAGGGUUGAUUUUGACCUGGAAUCUUUGUCUGAAAGAAAAGAAGAAGAAAAGGAAGAAUUGAUGGAGUGGUGGAAGAUGAUGUCAGAAACUUUAAAUUUUUAAGCAGAAGCUCUGAAGUUACAGCUUUUAAUCUAUUACGUGUUCUUAGUAUAAUGUACUGUGAAAGUUCCCUAUAUUUUAGAUUUUGUGUAGCUUGCAAUAUUUAACUUCUGUUUUUUGAGUAAUUUUUUAAAAAACCCAAUAAUCCGCUCUACAUAAAAAAUGCUAGAUACUUUUACACCAUCAUUCAUGAUCCUACAUAUUCAACACGGGGGAAGAAUACGUGAAUGAACGUUGCAUUCUGCUACCAAUUAUAAACCUAUGUGUUUCACUUGCAAAUCCUGAUUGUGUAGGUUAUGCACAUUAAAAAAAAAACCCCUAUAGAAAUUAGCAGCUGCUUGCAGAUAUUGCCACAGAUAUUCCACAAAGCAGGUGAUAAAAGAUGUUCUCCAAUGUCUCAUAAAGUAAUGGCAUUGAAAAUGUAUGCAGUAAGAAGUUGGUGUUGUAAGUAAUGCUUAACUACCAUUAAAGUUUAUGUCUCUGUGGAAGAGCUGUGUAAAAUAAGAAUGAUGACUACUUGGGUUUCAUCUACUCACUUGGAAAUAUAUUUCAUUAUUCUUACUUAAAAGCUGAGAAGAAACCGAACAUUUUUCCUGGUACUAAUACUGUUCUCAUGUAACUUGAUUACCAGAUUAAAAUUUCUGGAUUGAUAAAGAAUAA
Messenger RNA from Hemicordylus capensis (graceful crag lizard), 2445 nucleotides. It is a transcript of the gene CPE, whose product is annotated as carboxypeptidase E. The coding region runs from base 301 to 1788 and encodes 495 amino acids. The record is from RefSeq and is a predicted model, not a curated record. Gene Ontology annotation, biological process: proteolysis. Lineage: Eukaryota; Metazoa; Chordata; Lepidosauria; Squamata; Cordylidae. Gene Ontology annotation, molecular function: metallocarboxypeptidase activity; zinc ion binding. The transcript is spliced from 9 exons.